Triticum turgidum subsp. durum (durum wheat) is the source of this 1566-nucleotide messenger RNA. The record is from the annotation of a GenBank genome assembly. NCBI's taxonomy places the organism in Eukaryota, Viridiplantae, Streptophyta, Magnoliopsida, Poales, Poaceae.
AUGGCGAUAGGGGCGUCCGUGGAGGCGCCGGCCGCCGGCUCCGGCGGGUACAGCGGCCGGGUGACGCCGUUCGUGGUGCUGACCUGCAUCGUCGCCGGCAGCGGCGGCAUCCUCUUCGGCUACGACCUCGGCAUCUCCGGUGGUGUCACCUCCAUGGACUCAUUUCUGAAGACGUUCUUCCCGGAGGUGUACAGCCACAAGCAGGACAGCAACGUCAGCAACUACUGCCAGUUCGACAGCGAGCUCCUCACCGUCUUCACCUCCUCCCUCUACAUCGCCGGCCUCAUCGCGACGCUGUUCGCGUCGUGUGUCACGAGGAGGUUUGGCCGCCGCGCGUCCAUGCUGAUCGGCGGAACCGUCUUCAUCGCCGGCUCAGCGUUUGGGGGAGCAGCCGUGAACGUGCCCAUGUUGCUCCUCAACCGGAUCCUGCUUGGAAUAGGCCUGGGGUUCACUAACCAGUCGAUCCCAUUGUACCUGUCAGAAAUGGCGCCACCGCAGUACCGCGGUGCAAUCAACAAUGGGUUCGAGCUCAGCAUCAGCAUCAGCAUUCUCAUUGCAAACAUCCUCAACUACUGCGUGGUGAAACUCACAGCAGGGUGGGGCUGGAGGAUAUCCCUAUCCAUGGCCGCAGUCCCUGCUGCAUUCCUGACCAUCGGUGCAAUCUUCCUCCCCGAGACGCCAAGCUUCAUAAUCCAGCGGGACAGCGACACCGACAAGGCGAGAGCCCUGCUCCAGAAGCUGCGUGGAACCACCUCAGUACAGAAUGAGCUGGAUGACUUGGUCUCUGCUAGCAACCUCUCCAGGGCAGCCAGAUAUCCAUUCAGAGACAUAUUCAAGAGGAAGUACAGGCCACAGCUCGCCAUGGUGUUCCUGAUCCCUUUCUUCAGCCAGCUCACCGGGAUCAAUGUGAUGAACUUCUAUGCCCCGGUGAUGUUCCGGACAAUUGGCCUCAAGGAGAGUGCCUCCCUCCUGUCUUCGGUGGUCACGCGUCUCUGCGCAACAUUUGCCAACAUCGUAGCGAUGAUGGUGGUCGACAGGUUUGGGCGCAGGAAGCUCUUCCUUGUAGGAGGGAUCCAGAUGAUCUUGUCUCAGCUCGCUGUCGGCGCCAUCCUAGCUGCAAAGUUCAAGGACAAUGGGUUGAUGGAUAAGGACUAUGCUUUCCUUGUGUUGAUCACCAUGUGUGUGUUUGUGGCAGGCUUUGCAUGGUCAUGGGGGCCUCUCACAUUCCUCGUCCCGACUGAGAUCUGCCCACUGGAGAUCAGGUCAGCAGGGCAGAGCAUUGUGGUCGCCGUGGUCUUCCUGAUGACGUUUGUGAUCGGCCAGACAUUUCUGGCGGUCCUCUGCCGCAUCAAGUCGGGAACGUUCUUCGUCUUUGCCGCGUGGAUUUGCGUGAUGACGCUAGUGGUCUAUCUGUUCCUGCCAGAGACCAAGAAGCUUCCGAUGGAGCAGAUGGAACAGGUCUGGAGGAGGCAUUGGUUCUGGAAGAAGAUUGUUAGGGAGGAAGAUGAUAAGGAAGAGGAGGAAAAGGAGAGGCAAGAAAGGAAAAUCUACUCGCCGAGCUCCUAG